This is a messenger RNA of Oryzias latipes (Japanese medaka), 6334 nucleotides long. It is a transcript of the gene pot1, whose product is annotated as protection of telomeres 1 homolog. Gene Ontology annotation, biological process: telomere capping; regulation of telomere maintenance via telomerase. Gene Ontology annotation, molecular function: telomerase inhibitor activity; G-rich strand telomeric DNA binding. The record is from RefSeq and is a predicted model, not a curated record. NCBI's taxonomy places the organism in Eukaryota, Metazoa, Chordata, Actinopteri, Beloniformes, Adrianichthyidae. Gene Ontology annotation, cellular component: chromosome, telomeric region; nuclear telomere cap complex.
CCGGGGUUUCACGCGCAUGCGUGCUAAACACUGCCAACUUGAAACUAAGCGAGGGAAAACCAAAGUGGACUCGGCGCUAGCUACAUCAGUAUCAUGCCUUUCCAUGCUCUGGUGGAUGGGGCAAGUCCAGGUGUUCAAGUGCCGCUACACCUGACCAGGAUUCCCAUCAAUCUCAUCAGCACCAGCUCAGAUUUGGCAAAUGCACUAGUUAAGGGAAAGGUUGUCCGUAAAGGACCUCUAGUCUCAGUUGCACCUAAUGACUUCAUCCUGAAAGCUGUCAUUCAAGAAGAAGACUCCCAGCCACACAUUUCGACCCAGAUCCCUGCCAUCAACAUUGUUGUUUUUGGAGAACUGGCGAGGGAUUUCAGUCAGUGUGUCAGCCCUGGGGAUGUGGUGAUGGCCUCUGGCUUCACUGUCAGCAAAUCUCCCACAGCUAGUAAGGACAAGCUUCACCACUUUAACCUGCUGCUGUCAGAGAAAGAUGCCAAUAUCUACUGUUUUUGCCAGAAUCCAUCUAUUUAUCCCAGAUCUGCAGUGGCCAGGAAAGAUAGCUGCACGGUUUCUGCUCAGAUUGUAAAUAGGACCAAGGCUCCAAGAUACACAUACACUCCCCUGGGUGACCUGAAAGCUGGAUCAGUGGUCAAUGUGUAUGGUGUAGUAGUGUUCUUCAAACAGCCUUUCAAGUCCCACGGAACAGACUUCUGCUCCAGCCUGAAGAUCACCGAUAAGUCCAACCACAGCAUUGGCUGCACCAUCUUCUGUGAAAAGCUGGAGGAACAUCCCAAAAUCUUUCAGAAUGGAGACAUUGUUCGGAUGCACAGGGUCAAGGUUCAGCUCUUUAACAACACCAUCACACUGGUCAACACAUUUGGUUUCUCUGUGGUAACAUUUGAUGGGAAACCGAGUGGAAGUGUGGAGCCUCGGACAUCCAGCCGGACCGUCCACUUUGAUGAGGAGGACCGGCGAAGAGUGGAGGAGUUGCAGACAUGGAUUUCCAGUCAGAACAUCCUUCUCCCAUUGACAAACUCGGUCUCUUUGUCUGCUGUUCAGCCUAAAGCAUACUUUGACUUAACCUGCCAGCUGCUGGCUAAAGCCCCCGUUGACAGCACCUGCAGUCUACUGAGGGUUUGGGAUGGGACCAGGUGUCCUAACACUUUUCUGAAGGUAGAUGUUGAUCCCAACGACGUGGAGGGGCCAACCACCUUUUCUAGGGAGAAAGAGAGCUUCAUUGCCAAUGUUCUUGUGUAUGACAACCACUCGGAGUUUGCCAAGCAGCUCAAGCCCGGUGCUUUUCUGAGGAUCUACAACCUCCGAGCUAUUCCAGUAACCAGUAAAGAGUGUAGCGUUACCGGAAGCCAAUCGGAGGAGGUUGAACACAUAGUUUUUCAUCUGCAUGGAGGCACAUCAUAUGGCAGAGGAAUCCGAGUUCUUCCAGAAAACAGCCCUGAUGUUCAGAUGCUGAAGAGAGCUAUUGCAUUUCUCACAGAAGAUGUUGGGAACUGUGCCAGUGAGCUGAACGAUUCAGAGCUUCUUGAGGUCUGGAGCACUCCACCAGAGUCUUUGGAUGACGAAGCUGUAGAGUGUAGCACAAGUAAGAAAUGUAGCAGCACAGCAGAGGGAAGCUGCAGACUCCAACUGCAACGAGUGACGCUGUCAGAGCUAAAGCAGAGCCCUCCUGGCCAGGCUUACCAUGUCCGAGCACAACUCAGAUCCUACGAGCCUAGCAAACUCCACCAGGCUCUAAAACUCUUCUGCAGCAAGUGUUCAUCAAUUCAAGAAAUUCCAGAUGAUGAACGGGUGGCAAGCAUCUUUUCUGAGGCAUGCAAAAACUCUGAAGACUGCAGUCUGCCGCCAUGGGCACUGUCUGGAAGUAUCAAGCUUCCUCUACCGCCUUCAGGGGCCCCACAACGAACUCUCAGGGUCCAUCUGUCCACUCAGCUCAAGGCAGAGGGCAAGGCAAAUGAGCUUCUCUUUAUCACGGGUACAACUCUAGAAGAAACAUGUCGCCUAGCAACAGGCUACAAGAACAUUGUUCCUGUUACAUCUUCAAAAAGUGGCCUGGUGUUGAUGGAUCUGUCUGCACCUUUCUUGUUCAGAGGACCGAGGAGAUUUUAUGGAUGCAAGCAGUGCUCUGAGGCCACAGUGAGAGAGCUGCCCUCACGGGGAGACAAGCUGCUGGAUGAGAAGAUCAUUGCAGAGGCCCUGGGGGUUCAAUUGCUGCAGUUCGUAUUGUUGAUGAAACUACAGCUCCAGGAUGCGACCGACACACUGGACGUCUUUCUGUGGAAACACGCUGAGGUGUUCCUGGGUGUGUCGGCCGAGGACGUGGCAAUCAGUCAACGGGCACAGAACUGUGUGCAUGAAACUUUGGAGUCGCUUUGUCCAACAGAGGGAACGCUAGGUCUCCGACCGUGGCUGGACUUGACUCUGAUGUCAUACAGGGGAGAAGGGGAAGAGGGCCAGAUGCAGACCUACUAUCAGAUCUGCAGCUCCCCAUCACAAGACCCUGAUCUGCAGUCACAAGAUGCAUGAAUUAACUCGUCCAUCCUAGUAGGCAAGUUCUGUAGUUCCUUAAGCGACUUUUUUAAACUCAUCUUUCAUAUUUGUAUUUGUUUCAUUGUAAUGAUAUUAGAGGCUUACAUAAGACAUUCUGAUAGAUCUCUAAAACAAUCUUUCUGGAUAGAGUUUUACAAACACUAUUCACAAUAAAUGAAGUAAAUUGUGAAAAACCCAGUGGAUGCCAUGUACACUGUUUGUUUCACUUCACAGAUUUUCUGGAUAGGGGGGUAAUUGUAUUGGGGUGAUAGACACGCCUCAUUUUGUGUUUUUAACAUAAUGGUCUCACUGUGUACAGUGUGGCUUACUUCUUGUAGCCAAAAUCAAAAAAUUCUAAAAGAAAAACUUUUCUAAUGCAGAAUCAAUGUUAACAUUCAAGCUGAUUUUGCCAGUAAGUCAUUCCAAGUUCAUUAUUCAAACUGCCAUGGACACACGGCAUUGCUUAAUGGACAAGCAGCACCAUCUGGCCAGAGCGCGCCUUUGAGUUGAUACUAAUAAUAAUAGCCAUCAGGGAUUAGAUUUAUCUGCGCUUUUCCAGAUGUUCAAAGUUCUAUCAAUGUGUCCAUUAAUCGUUCAUACAUGUACUUGGUGAUGGUAAGCUACUGUUGUAGCCACAGCUGCCCUGGGGCAGACUGACAGAUCAUGCCAGUACGCACGUACGGUCCUUCUGACCAUUACCGGGACAUUCAUACACACUCACACAUCAGUGAAGCAAAACACUGGAGGCAGGGAGGGGAAGUGUCUUGCCCAAGGACACAACGCCAGUUUACUGGGGAGAUUGGGGAACGAACCGCCGAUCCUUCCAUCAUCGGCCGACCUGUGUAACCACGUGAGCCACUGCCACCCAGUAGGCAUUCAGAUGUUGCAGGUGACCUUGGUGAGUUUUAAAGUGUCAUCAGGAGACUUGCAUUAAGACAAAGAACUACCGGCAGAGUUUGGGACAGAAACGGGACUGGAGUGACAGACUGCAACAAUGACUAGAACCUAACGACUAGUCAUCAUUGUUCAAAAUGUCACACAGCUUCAGGCCCCUUUGCUAAAUGUGAGGGGUAGUGGGGUUUCCACGCAAACAAUUCGCAACCAACUCCACUGCCCUGAUUUGAAUGCCAGACAACAGUUGCAGGUGACUCCACGAAACCUGAAUGUUUGCAGUUUGCAGUGCCCACCAUGCAGCGAUAGUCUGCCGCCACAGGGCUUCUCAAUGUCUUUGUAGUGUAAGGCCAAAUUAAGAACUCGACAUUAGACUGUGGGCCAAUUUUGGUGGAAAAAAAUCGAAUAAUGUGGCUUUUAAUCCCUUUAAUGAACUAGUUUCAUUUGCACAGUUAACAGCGUAAGAACAAAUCAAGCAAGAUUUGUUUUAAUUGAGAAAUAUGAUCAAUUUUGGUAAACAACAUCCCUGUGUGAUGCCUAUUUCAGACUAUAUUGUAAGCAAAAGCUAUUGCCAACAAAUAGUCCCCCUUCGUGGGCAGUGCUUCCUGUCUUCUCAUCAGCAGGGAGGGAUUUUAUUCAGGAGAAUCUUUCAGCUACUGGGGUGCCACAGGAGGAGCUCCAGAAAUACAACAGGAAGAAGGAAAAGAGAGAGUUUUAAAACAAAACCUUAUCAAACAAGUCAUUGUCACUGUCUUCAUCAAUAUCUAUCACUGACAAAUAAAAUCCUCAUUAAGUCACACUGAAAUGUUUUAUUAGUUCAACCUCAUCAUCAUCAUCAUCAUCAUCAUCAUCAGCCUGUCACGCCACUGCUGGCGGGUGGCCUCCACAUCUUACUCCACUCAUCACGGUUUUGGGCACUCUGGGUCCACGUGCUGCCUGCCUUCUGCUCGAUGUCAUCUCUCCAUCUUUUCUUCGGUCUUCCCCUUCCUCUCUUCCUGUCCCACAGAGUCCAUUCUGUUGUUUUCUUAGCCCAUUCGUGGUUCUUCAUUCGGGCUACAUGUCCUGCCCACUUGCCUUUGGCUUCAAUCACUUUCUGGAUGACAUCCUUCACCCCUGUUCUUGAUCAUAAGUCUUCGUUCCUGACCUUAUCUCUCCUCGUAACACCCGGCAUUGAUCGUUCCAUGCUCCUCUGGGUGAUUGCCAGUUUCUCUCUUUGGCGGUUGGUAAGUGACCAUGUCUCAGCUCCAUACGUCAUUGAUGGCGGUAUGACAGUGUUCAUGAUCUUCCUCUUGAGACACAUGGGCAUUUUUUGAUCUCUCAGAAACGUGCUGUACUGUCCGAAUCUCUUCCAAGCGGAUGAUACUCUCUCGUCUAUUUCUUUCGCCAUCUCAUUUCCUGGUGUUAGCAGUCUUCCCAAAUACUUGUACUCAUCCACCUCCUCCAGUUGUUCUCCAUCCACAAUUAUUCCUUUCCUUCUCCUUUUCCUUGCUAUUUCAUUGCAAAUGAUUUUGGUUUUCUUUUUGUUCAUUUUCAUGCCAUCUUUUCUCACUUCCUUGUUCAGAUCGUUGAGCAGCUUGCUGAGAUCCUCUUCCUUUUUCUGCAAAUAAGAUGAUAUCAUCUGCAAAUCUCAGGUUGUUCAUCCUCUCUCCAUUGAUGUUAAUUCCCGCUUCAGUUCAACCUACCUUUUUUUCUUAGAGUGGGAUUUGUGGUGCUGCUUCCGGUUGGUCCUCUGAUGUCUGGCUCCAGCUCAGUUGUUGCAAUGUGAAGAACAUCAUGUAGAUGGCCAUCUGUCAGCCUGGAUCUCAGCGUAGAGUUGUUGAUGGCCAUGGUGGAGAAGGUCUUCUCACAAAUGUGUGUGCUUCAGAAUAAAGAGACCAUCCUGAUGGAUAUGAAGAUGAGGAAAGUCCCUUGCAGAACUCAAUGAGGUUCUUGUCAUCCCUGCUCUGGCUUUGGAGCCCUCCUGCAGGUCGAUGAGCUCAAGCUGCAUCUUUCCAGGCUCUUCUUCAGGGACACAAGAGAAAGGAUUUUGGAAGAGAUCAAAGGACUUCUCAUGGGUCUUAAAGUCAGAGAAGCGGUGCUCAAAAUUCUCCCUGAGUUUUUGUAUCAGGUCAUGUUUUUUUUGUGAACACAGGUUAGGUAAAAUAUCUCUGUCAGUAUCUUCUACCAGGACCUUGCAGGCAAGAAAAUGGGUCAAAUCUCCCUUUUGAAGCUGUCCCUGCAGCAGUUGGAAGUUUUCACUGGAAAGCUUUGAGGUUGUCAAACAUUGUGGAAAUGAGCUUCCCGUGGCUCUGCAGCUUCACAUUAUGAUCACAGAGAAAGCUGUUCAGAUCAGCAUGAAGCGCCAAGCCAUUGUGUGUCACCUAACUGUGUAACAUCUUGGCCUUUUGACUCCAUGAACUCUUUUAUGUCUUUCCUCAGGUUAAAAAAGCGUGUUAGUUGGCACCCCUGCUCAGCCACCUAACGGCAGCGAAGUAAAUGAUGCCACCAAAAUGUGCCUCCGAUUGCUCCAAGAAAGUUUUAAUUGGUGGUGAUUUAGACCUCUGGACUUCAGGAAAUGAACUGUUUUCACAAUAUGCCCAUGACAUGUUUCAUUUCAAGAGUUUGAGCAGCAAGAGCUUCUUGUUGUAGUGUACAUUGAUAGGUGAUGGGUUUCUCACCACCGCUCUUAGCCACCUUCUCAGAGAGCAGUGUCACAGCUCCUGUCUUUCUCUGAUCAUUGCUGGAGCUCCAUCUGUUGUUACACCAACCAUAGGCUGCGGCUUCACAUUGUUUGCAUCCGGACUGCGACACACAGCAUCACAACUAUCAACUCUUGUUCAUUUUUUUUAUACUUUCCAUACUUAGCAGCUUCUCGCUUAUGUCAAUGUUUUCUGUGACUGUCCAAAUAAAAAUGAAGAGCUGUGUCGUG